UAAUGCUGUGUAAUCCAUUUACACCCAGAACAGAUUUAGUUUGUCGCUAAAUAUCAUUUGUAUUAUUCACAUCCAACGGUUUCAACACUACAUUUUACCAAUCUUUAUAGCCGUUGAGAUAUAAUAAAAUGCCCGUACUUGCCCUUCACGAGCAAAUUUAUGAUUGUUUUCAUUAGCGUUUGUCCAUUGUAGUAAGAACUAUAUAAGUAGGAUGAGGGAAAACCGUCCAGGUUCAAGGAAUCCAAGGAUUGGAAGGAACAUCUAUUUUCAUACUAUUGCCCCCAUUUUUAUAUCUCUACUUCUUGUUUACUUGAUUUUCCAGUGGAAAGGAGGUGAUUCGGGUAACAUGGGAGGCAGCAGAAUUCUGUUGAUUGGAGGAACUGGAUACAUUGGUCGACAUGUGGCAAAAGCCAGCAUUGCUCUUGGCCAUCCCACUUACCUUCUGGUCAGAGAGUCCACGGCUUCAAAUCCUGUUAAAGCUGAGCUUCUGGAGUCCUUCAAGGCAUCAGGUGGUCAAAUAGUGCAUGGAUCUCUGGGUGAUCAUACAAGUCUUGUGGAGGCAAUCAAGAAGGUUGAUGUGGUUAUAUCCACAGUGGGAGGGGCGCAGAUAAUGGAUCAGUUAAACAUUAUCAAGGCAAUCAAAGAGGUUGGAACCAUUAAGAGAUUUGUUCCAUCUGAGUUCGGAAAUGAUGUUGACAAAGUCCAUGCAGUGGAGCCUGCUAAGACCAUGUUUGGUAAUAAAGCCAAAAUCCGCAGGGCCAUUGAGGCAGAAGGCAUUCCCUACACGUAUGUUUCCAGCAAUUUAUUUGCAGGUUAUUUUUUGCCAAAUUUGGGGCAACCAGGCCUCUCUGCCCCGCCAAGGGAUAAACUUGUUAUUUUAGGGGAUGGCAAUGCCAAAGUUGUGUAUGUAAAAGAGGAGGAUAUUGGCACUUUCACCAUCAAGGCAGUGGAUGACCCAAGAACUCUGAACAAGACCCUGUAUUUGAGGCUUCCUUCCAAUACCUAUUCUUUUAAUGAGCUGGCAGCCUUGUGGGAGACGAAGAUAGGAAAGACUCUGGAGAAGGUCUAUGUCCCUGAGGAAGCUGUCCUCAAAAAAAUUGAAGAGACACCAUUCCCAGCCAGUAUUGGUAUUUCAAUUGGUUACUCUACUUUUGUGAAAGGGGACCAAACCAAUUUUGAAAUUGGACCUGAUGGUGUGGAGGGCAGCCAACUCUACCCAGAUGUGAAGUACACCACUGUUGAAGAGUAUCUUGACCAGUUUGUUUGACUAAGAAUUGAAGGUGACAAUAUACUAAUAUAGUGGGAUGUAUAGCUUUAAAGUUGACAAUAUAGGAGGUCUAAAAUCCAUUACCUGAGCACUAUCCACACUAUUUAAUAAUAAUAGGCAUAUCAGUAAGGAUUAAUCUCCUCUGCAGUAGUUGAGGAGAUACUUUUGUUUCUGUAUGUGGGUAUUUGUCUAAAUGGAGUUUGUCAUAAAGGACAAAUACUUGUUAUGGUAUUAAGUUUCUUUUGUUAAUUGUAUAUGAAACGAGAAAGUUAAAUGUUUUUUAUAGAUAAAUGGACACCAGAAUUAUAUAUAUGAAAUAAUAAUGUUAAAAUGUUUUAUACACAAAUGAAUAUAGCUGAAAAGUUUUUAAA
Cryptomeria japonica (Japanese cedar) is the source of this 1638-nucleotide messenger RNA. Its product is annotated as phenylcoumaran benzylic ether reductase IRL1. The transcript has 5 exons. Gene Ontology annotation, molecular function: oxidoreductase activity. The record is from RefSeq and is a predicted model, not a curated record. NCBI's taxonomy places the organism in Eukaryota, Viridiplantae, Streptophyta, Pinopsida, Cupressales, Cupressaceae. The coding region runs from base 212 to 1267 and encodes 351 amino acids.